Coprinopsis cinerea okayama7#130 is the source of this 1983-nucleotide messenger RNA. RefSeq lists its product as hypothetical. The record is from RefSeq and is a predicted model, not a curated record. Lineage: Eukaryota; Fungi; Basidiomycota; Agaricomycetes; Agaricales; Psathyrellaceae. Bases 1 to 1983 code for a protein of 660 amino acids. The transcript has 10 exons.
AUGCCAGCCACAUUUGGUUUUCUGGGCACCUUGGCAUACGCUAUCGGCGUUUUUGCGUCCGUAACGGUCUAUUACCCUCCUGGACAGGAACCUCUAGGUUCAGCGACGACCUCGGUAUCAGCGGCUACGUAUACAGGCGCUGCGGCUUACAAUCCAACCGUUUUGGACCCCCCACCGCCGCCGAACCCGCCUAUCGUCACCGAGUUUGGCCUGGAGCUGCGGAAUGAGGGCACACCAGGCGUUUCCAUCCCACAAAGCGGGUCGUUCUUUGGAUUCUCAAUAGAAAUGUCGGUUGUCGACCAGGUUUUGGGCAAAAACUCCACGGUCUUGAUGGUCCCCUUUCUCAAUCUGAUGUCUAACCUCGUGCGGCGUGGUGGGAGCGUGCGGAUUCGCGUUGGAGGAAAUACCCAAGAAACCGCUGUGCUCGUACCCGAGCUUCCGAAUGGUCGAAUUCUUCAGAAAGACGUGAACGGCGUGUCGAACCCUACGCAAACCCCGCCGUUGGACUACACCGCAGACUUGAUAUACAUGCUCGGAAAUAUAUCCUCGCUGGUCGAAGUGGAUUGGUUCUUGGGUAUUCCAUUCAGGGAUACAUCCGAAUUCCAGCUCGCCAUUGCUGAAGUGGGGCAGCAAGUACUUGGUUCUCGAUUGAUAGGUCUCCAAGCCGGAAACGAACCCGAUCUCUACGCUCGCCACGGACAUAGGGAUGAGAGCUAUGGGCCAUACGACUAUCUGGGCGAAUUCGACAACCUUAUAAAUGCGAUGUCGGGAGACGUGCACCUUUCCAACAGGCAGCUACUCAUUGGACCCAACGUUGCAACUGGAGACUGGACACCUGAAAUGGUUUGGGAAACAGGUUUCGUAGACCAAUUCUCCAGUAAUCUAGCUUAUCUCGCCGUGGAGCACUACCCGAUCGACAACUGCUUUGCGCAAUUCGGAGUUGGAACGUAUCAUGAUCCUCAGGAGGUCUUCCAGAGCUUCUUGACGCACGAUUCUGGGAUUAGCAUUGUUGCGCCCUACCUGGGCUCGACCGAAUACGCCCAGAGCAGAGGGAAAGGACUGUUGAUGUUUGAAACCAACACCGCCUCCUGCGGAGGGUUCCCUGGAAUCAGUGAUUCCUUUGGUGCUGCCCUGUGGGCAUUGGACUACUCCAUGCAGAUGGCACACGCCAACUUUUCGGGAGCCUUGUUCCACGUUGGCGGUCAGAACGUCUUCUAUAACCCCUUCACUCCUCCACCAACUAACCAGUCAACCUUCCGCCAAUGGACAAUUGGCCCGGUCUACUACUCUGCUCUCGUGAUGGCUGAAGCCCUUGGGCCGUCGAAUGGUGCGCAGGUGCUCGACCUCGAGGCCAAUAACGGAAACGUGUAUACUCCCGCCUAUGCCAUCUACGAACACGGACGUCCAGUCAAAGUGCUGCUGAUCAACUUUAUUGACGACCCGUCUGGAGCAAACGAUAUCACCAUCUCGAUCUCAGUUGGUGGUGGCUCAACUGGGGAGCCUAAUGCUAGUCCGUCGCAAGUCCGGGUCAAGUACCUCUUGGCUUCCUCUGUUUCGCAGAAAGGAAACUUUACCUGGGCUGGACAGUCUUUUGGCGCCAACUUUGGAUCGGAUGGUCGACUUCAAGGCGACGAAGACAUCCAAACCGUGCCAUGUGACCAAGCAAACAACAUCUGUUCCGUCUCAGUCCCAGCGCCUGGUGCAGCACUCGUCUUCCUCACCGACGGAGCCUUGGAGGAAGUGGAGAAUAAUCCUGUCAAGACUUAUGCGACGACCGUCAUGACGAGAACCAUGAACACUGCGACGUACGAUCCCGCUGUCCUGCAGACAUCGAACGGGCAUAUUGGGUUCGAUGCGAAGGACCAUUUGGGGAGUACCAGUAGGGGAAGUAUUGGAGCUACCAGCGACAGGGCGGUAAAUGGUAUCGUGAAGAUGGUUGGAGGUGCGGUUUUGGCUCAUUUCGUUUUGAUCCUUUUGCUUUGA